UACACGUAUACAUAGACUUAAAGAAUAAGGACUGUUUUAAAUACGAAGGCACAAUAGAAUAUAUUAAAAAUAAGAACGAUCCAAUUAAUCUUUUAUACAACAAUAACCAUUUCUCAGUUAUUGUAUUUAAAGACAAUGAAACCGGAAGAAAAUCUGAAUACUGUGGCAUAAUUAAGAAAGAUAAUCAAGAUAAAUCUAAAACAGUAAAUAUAAACCAGGUUAAAGUAAAUAAUAAAAUGCAAAAUAGAGAAUUAAACAUGACUAAGAUAGAGAAUUCAAAACAGAAAGAUAGGAGACCCAAAAAUAGAAAUGUUACCAAAUACACAAAAGAGAAGACAGAAGACAUAGUAUUUAAUUUAUCAAGUAAAACUUUAACCACAUCCCAAAAAGCAGUACUGAGUAAAGGACUUAAGUUUAUACCGACUAAAAGAUACAUCGAUAAAGAUAAACUGGCCACUGAAUUAAAGGAGUGGGAGAGACGCAUGAGAUUAGCAGAAUAUUUUUUCAAUGAAAAUAUCUCGGAUUCAGAGGGUAAUUAUGAGCAUGGGAUUAAGGUUAAUAGUACAAGCACAUGGACUCCUCCGGAUGGAAGAGAUAAAUGGUUAGAUAUGUAUAUUGAAGUAGUUAAACAAGAAAUAAUAGUAGGACUAAAGAAAAGAUGUAAACUUAAUUUAACCAAUAUUGAAGAACAAGCUAUGACUGAGUUGUUAAAUGAUGAUGAUAUAAUGAUAAAACCAGCAGAUAAAGGCUCAGGAAUAGUGAUAAUGAACACAGAUGACUAUAUGAAAUCUGUACAAUGUGAAUUAAAUAAUACAUAUACAUAUGAAGAAGUUAAAAGCAAUAAGAGCAAUAAAAUCGGUAAAAGAGGUUAAGGAAAUUGCGGAGAGACUAUACAAUAAAGGCAUUAUAUCAAAAGAAUUAAAAAAAUACAUGCAGCCACAUAAUGCAAGAACAGGCCUAGCAAGAGGAAAUCCUAAAAUGCACAAAGAAAAUCAUCCUAUGCGAAUGAUAGUCAGCACGAUUGCUAAUCCAACACACAUAAUAGCUGAAAUAGCAGAAAAACAACUGAGGUCGCACGUUGAGAAAUUACCAAGCUAUGUUAAGGAUACAACACAAUUUUUAAAAAGACUUGAGUCAAUAAAACACAACCUUCCAGAGAAUACAAUUUUAUUUUGCAUGGAUGUAAAAUCCUUGUACCCAAGUGUCCCUCGUAAAGAAACUUUAGAAGCUUGUCAAAAAGCACUAGAUAAUAGACUAGAUAAAUCAAUACCUACAGCAGAGGUACUGAACAUGAUCAACAUAGUUUUAGAAAACAGUUAUUUUACAUUUGUUGAUAAGAAUUACAAACAAAACGAUGGUACCGCAAUAGGAUCUAAAUUAGGAAUGCAUUUUGCCAGUACAUACAUGGGGAAAUGGGAAGAACAAUUACUUAGAAAAUCAGAAAGAGAACCUUUAGAAUACAUUCGGUUUGUAGAUGAUAUUUUUGGGGUUUGGACACAUGGAGAAGAAUCUCUUUUCCAGUUUCAUAAAAUGGCAAAUGAAAUACACAGUAAUAUUAAGGUGGACCUUCGAUGGACAAGGAAAGAAAUAGAAUUUUUAGAUACCAUAGUAAAACUUGAAGAAGGUUCAAUUGAGACUGACCUCUUCUGUAAACCUACUGACAUGCACCAGUAUUUACACAUGUCCUCUGCACAUACGAUACACACUAAAAGGGCAAUCCCAAAGGGUCUAGGAAUAAGAAUACGAAGAAUAUGCUCUAAAGAAAGUGACUAUGUAAAACAAAGAAAUGUAUUAAAAACAAAUCUUAAAAAAAGAGGAUACAAAGAAAGAAUUAUAGAGGCGGAGUUAAGAAAAGUGGAUAAACUAAAAAGAGAUGAUCUACUAGAUUAUAAAAAUAGAGAUAAAAAGGUCAAAAGAGUCCCAUUAAUAAUGACUUACUCUAAACUUUUGCCCAAUAUUUCUAAGAUAGUUUGGAAACACUUGCAGAUUCUACAUAAUUCAGAAAAAUUAAAAAAAGUAUUUCUUAAGGCCCCAGUUGUAGCAUUCAAAAGAGAAGCUAAUUUAGGUGAUAUUUUAGUUCACAGUAAACAUAAAAGAAUAAUUGACAAAAUAGGUUCUACGAACAUGUGCACCAGUAGAUGUAAAGUGUGUAAAUACACGGACAAAAGUAAAAAUAUAAUUAAACAUAAGAACACCACAUAUCCACUAAAAACUAAUACCUACUGUAAAAAUAGCAAUGUAGUUUAUGGAAUAGCCUGUGAAAAAUGUGAUGAAAUCAAAUAUGUUGGAGAGACUGGAACUACUUUAUAUAAAAUAAUUCAGAACCACCUUUCAUUAAUUAGAAAUAAAAAAAUGAAUGAACCAAUAGUACAGCACUUCACCAGUCAGGGACAUGACAUAAAUGAUGUAAAGUUUGUAGUAUUAGAACAGCUCAAAUUAGACAAUGCGACAUAUAGAAGAAUAAAAGAAAGUAAAUGGAUAAAUAGACUGAGCACGAUUAUGCCAGCGGGACUCAACAGAAAAGAAUGAACUAAUUAACUUCAAUAAAUAUAUAACAUUUAAAUAAAUAAACAAAAUUCAUUCAAAAGUUGUGCAUGCUGAUGCACUGGGGAGGCCAAAUCUAGACUGAUCCUCAGAGCCAGCAUUGCAUGAUAUAAUAAAAAUAUAAGUUUAUAUAAAGUAGUGUUAAUUAGAAUUAAUACAGAUUCAAAGAUAGAAGUAAAAAUGAUGUCACAAAAUAUAGAACACCAUUACAUCAUGUAAGAAUAAAUCAUGGAUUUGAAUGUAAACAAUAACAAGUAGUUGUCAUGCCGUCAAAAACCUAUAAAUACCUCCAAUGUUUUGAUUCAAACACAGGCUCCCUUGAGAAAGAUAUGUACAUCAUAUCGAAAUGUUGGGCAGCUGGCUCUUUGAGCUAAUAUAUAAUAUAUAGCAUUACACUCGCUCGCCAUGUCAAUGAAAGUCCAGACGCUGUGGAGCUCUUUAACACGGACACAUCUUUCUGCAGUUGCAACUGUAACAGGUAAUGUGGCCAAAAGCACCAGUAUGUCGAAUACAUCAGGAUACAGAAGUCCCAGGUUGUGUUCUUUACAGACCUUCAUGAGGGGGCUCCCGAGUGGCGCAUCCAGUAAAGGCGCUCCUCGCAGGAUGUGCCCUAUAGCCUGGAGAUCGCAGGUUCGAAUCCAGGCUAUGUCACAGCUGACCGUGACCGAGAGUUCCUAGGGGGCGGCGCACAAUUGGCUGAGCGCUGCCCGGGUAGGGAGGGCUUAGGUCAGCAGGGGAAUCCACGGCUCACCGUGCAUCAGCGACCCCUGUGGCCGAUAGGGCGCCUGUGGCUCUGCAGCGGAGCCGCCAGAUCUGUGUUGUCCUCCGGCACUAUAGGUCUGGUGGCAUUGCUGUGGAUCUGCAGUGCGAAAAAUGACGGCUUGGAAGGAGCACGUUUCGGAGGACGCGUGUUCCAGCCUCCGUUUCCCGAGUCGGCGGGGGGGUUGCGAGCGGUGAGCCGGGGAUACAGAUAAUAAUUGGGCAUGCUAAAUUGGGGUGAAAACCGGGGUAAAAAUAAUUGGCGACGACUAAAAUUUAAAAAAAAAAAAAAAAAAAAAAAAAAAACAGACCUUCAUGAGGUCUGGCAAAGACAUUGCAUUGUCCGAUUCCCGAGCGUUAAAAUAGACUCAGACUCAGUGUGGUGUACAAAUAAAUCGUAUAGCAUUUCAGGAACUCUGCAUUGAAACUCUUGAGGUAUGACACCAGGGUUGCCAGACAUGCCUCUCAAAAUCCCCCCUACUGCUGUAGGCAUGAUAUACAUCUCAAAAUUUAAAGUUAGCACAGAGUAGGGAAUUUUCUCUAGCUGAUUUGGAUUAACUAGAAGUUUCAACACUGACCGGUAGUAUAGCAUGAGAUCAUGAAAAAGCUUGGAGGGGCUUCCUGUCUCCAACUGAAAUAAUUGGUUAAUUCUGUUCAGCUCACCAAGGGUAUUUAAGAAAGAUGAGAUACAGUUUACUGUAUGGUCUGUCAUCAUUUCACAGUGGAGAUUUCACUUUUUCUGUGUCCUUUGACAUGCCAGAAUGUAACCUGAGAGCAUCCCAUUGAUCCAACACAUUGGAAAUGCUUCCUCCUCUACUGAGCCACCUGGGUGCUGCUGGUUGAGUCAUCCUUCUGGGGUCAACACCUUCAAGAGUGUUAUACAAUUCCUUGUAUAACUGUCUUCACUUUGCACUGUGAACUCAUUCACUGCAAUAUUUUGCAGUGGCGACCUCAGAAGGGACUGAGGUACCAGAGUAUGUAGCUGUGAAUAUGGUGGAUGAUGUGCAAUACUCGUACUAUGACAGCACCAUGAAAACACCUAUCCUCCUGUUUGACUGGCUCAAUAAGACUGGGGGUCGUGAGUUCUGGGCCAGACGUACUCGGUAUAUUCUUUAUGGUCAUGAUGCCAUAAAGUGGAGUUUGAGAAAUACAGUUCAGCACUUUAACCAUACUGGGGUUCACUCCUACCAGGACAUGGGUGGCUGUGAGCUGCAUGAUGACGGGACACGGCGGGCAUAUUCGGCUCACGCGUAUGAUGGGAAGGAUUUUAUUAGUCUUGAUGUAGAGACCAUGACCUGGACUGCUGCUAUGCCGCAGGCUGUCUUUUAUAAACACAAGCGGGAAGCUGACACAGCCUUCCAACAGACCGAUGUGGGCUUUUAUCAAAAGGAGUGUUUCCAGUCACUGAAGUGGUACAUCCAGUAUGGGAUGGAGACCCUGCUGAGGAAAGUUCGCCCUGAAGUGAUGCUGAUACAGAGGAAAGCUCGUAAAUCUGCAGGAACAGACGUCAUUUGCCACGUGACAGGGUUCUACCCCCGAGAGGUUGAGGUGAACUGGGUCAGAGACGGAGAACAUCUGCAGGAGGAGGGGGUGUGGAGUGGAGAGGUGCUACCCAACGGGGACGGAACCUACCAGCUGAGAAAGAUCCUGACAGUGAGUCCUGAGGAGCAGAAGAAACACAGCUACUCCUGCCAGGUGGCCCACGCCAGUCUGGAUGAGAAGAUGGAUGUGAAAUGGGUUCCAGAGGCUGGUAUGAACAUGCGGUUUGUUGUUGGUGGUGUGCUGGCUGCUCUGGUUCUGAUCGCAGUGAUCACAGGAGUUCUCAUCUGGAAGAAAAGAGCAUCAGGCACAAAGAGGCCUGACUACACACCAGCGCAGACAAAGGAACAAAGUGAUGCAUCACCCAACUCCAUCAACAAUGACUGAGGUGUGACUCCAUUGCCGAGAUGCAUAAAAGAAUAAACCACUCAACUGAGGCUUCAUCUUUUAUACUUCAUGAUACCUCUAGUAGUCUUUUGAGUAGUUACUAUUGGCCAUGUUUGAUUUUGCACUAUGCAUCCUUCUUAGUUAUGUAAUUACGGCAUUAAACUGCACCAUACUUCGUAUAUGAGGGUGAACUUUCUGAAAAAACAUUCUUUACAUAGCUUUUUGAGUAGCACCUUCAAAUGUCAUCAAAAACAUCGUGUGGCAUAAAUCUUUAUCGUAUCUUUGUAACAAUCUACCUUUGACCCAAAAGGCCAACAAAACAUUCCCAGAAUAAGAAUAGGUUACUACCAAAUACUCCUUAAAAAUGACAUAAAAAGUAGAUGGCAGAAAGGCAGAUACACAGCAAAAAUAGGAUUGCUAGGUUCAUUUGGGUGCAAAAACAUUUAAUUCCAAAACAUUUGUCCAACACACACAAAUUCGAUGACCCACAAUACCUCAGGUAGUUGAUGACCCAUGUACAUAAAACCAAGCUGAAACAGAAAUAGGACGGUGGUAAAUCCACCGGUAAGCCUACAGAGGCAAUAAAUAAGUAGAAAUGUCCCAAAAUAAUAGUCCAGUAUCAUAAACAAACAAAAAAUAGAAAAAAACAAAAAAAUCAAAAGCAAGUUUGUAAUCCACCAACAAAAAUAAAGUAAAAGGAAAUGAAACAAACAUCCGCCGUACAAAAAUAAUAAUAAAUCGGUUCGGUCUCAGCGGUUUGUGUGGUUGUGCAUGAGCGCUCCAGAAAGACGUCACAAAGUCCAAAAAACACAGCUGUAAUCCAAAAUCCAAGGGUAUGUCUUGUCUUGUUUUCCUCCAGGAAAUAGCAAUGAGAAAAAAAUAAGUGCCAGCAACGUUUGCUAAACAAAGAACAUUGACUAAAACUGAAAAAACUAAAGCUAGAUAAACAGAGUCUACAUCUAACUUUAUACAGUUUUGCAUUAACACAUCUAAGUUUCGAAAACCUGGACACAUGAAAUACCCGACGGCAAACCUUCAGCAGCAAACUAAGCAGAGUACAAACUUCCAGCAGGAAAAGGUGCCAUCCCAUAGUGCAUUAGUGCAGGGUUUAUAAAGGUCAAGGUCCUCCAACAUAUUUAAAGGGGUAACGUUUCCUAAAACCCACUCUUAAAAGGGUAACAGUAAGCAUACAUUGAAGUAUCAUAUAUUCUGACUUUAAACACAUUUUGAAUACCGGGCCAGGCUAAAAAGUGGUGCGCUUAAAUGGAUAAUAUUUACUUUUGUGUGACAGGCGUCACAUCUUUAUUGUACAUAAAGAAUUACAAGAUGGAUUAAAUCUUGAAACUGAUCAAACUGGUACAAAUUUAUCUCUAAAGCAAAUCUUUAUUUAUUAAACAUGCUUUACAAGAUGCGGAGUAUAGAAUUUGCUUAAGCCUGUGGAAAGCAACUUUCCUGAAGAGAUAUUUGUUCUUGACGAUAUGACUGUGUGGAAUGUUUUUAACUAUUUAGAGCCUUAUUCUCAAUGUUUUACACCAGUCUAACAUGUAUUCCAAUAGUAUGGUGAAGGUGAAAAAUCUGAAAAUUUCUACAAAAGUAUAUUACUAGGCAUUAGUUAGGGGUAUAGGGGUUAGUUAGGCACCUCUAAAAUCGCCACGUUACAUUCAUGUAAUGGUUAAAGGACACAUAGAUAAGAAUAGACAUUUGGCAUUUUUGCUUUGUGUGUUUGUUUCCUUGUGUGUUUUGCAAUAUUUCUUAUAGUAAGUGGUUGUUUGACAGACAUUAACAUUGGCGGUAGUACAUUCUAAACUGCAUCCUUCUCUCAUAGACUGAUCAGGAAGAAAUCCAAAAUGCCAGACCAUUAAAAUACAAAAUCCAUAAAAUAGGGUAAAAUAAAAUCAGUAAUAUAUAAAACCAUUAAAAUGUAUAUUAAGCACA
Acipenser ruthenus (sterlet) is the source of this 7164-nucleotide messenger RNA. Its product is annotated as major histocompatibility complex class I-related gene protein-like. Gene Ontology annotation, cellular component: external side of plasma membrane. Gene Ontology annotation, molecular function: cysteine-type deubiquitinase activity. Gene Ontology annotation, biological process: protein deubiquitination; immune response. The record is from RefSeq and is a predicted model, not a curated record. The transcript is spliced from 8 exons. The coding region runs from base 4294 to 5229 and encodes 311 amino acids. Lineage: Eukaryota; Metazoa; Chordata; Actinopteri; Acipenseriformes; Acipenseridae.